AUAAGAUCCCGAGCGGAAGGAAGGGUUUUUCUCCAGUCGGAGCCCUCAGUUGUGGUUGUUGUGCCACUAGGACGCGUGGGACUUGAUGGCGCAAUUCGUAUGGCUAGCCGACGAACGCCUUGACACGCUCUUCUCAGCACACCUCACAGUGGCAGCAGGACCCCACGGUUUUCUACUUCCCCCAGGAAUGUGAUCGGCGGAGGAUAUAAAGGCCGUACCCCGGCGGUGUCAAAUCCAGAUUUGGAAAGGUCCCUCAGUUCUUCGCAGAGGCAAGGGCAGAGUCAAAGGCACCUCCACAGCAGCAUUCAUCAGAUCCGAAUAGAGUAUCAUGACCGAGACGCGGGGCGCCAAUGAUGGGAACUACAGGGCCUGGAGCCUAUUCAUAAUAGCGACCGUAGCCUUGAUUUCCGCGCAACCUGUCCAAGCAACGCCUCUUCCUUUGCUUUUCAGGCGCAAUGAAGUUAGUUCGGCUCCAGUCACGAAGUACGGUCCGGCGUAUGGGAGCCAUGGUGCGGUGGCCACCGAGUCUGGAAUCUGCUCCAACGUCGGAGUUGAGAUUCUAAAGGCGAAUGGCAGCGCCGUCGAUGCAACCAUCGCAUCUGCUCUGUGCACGGGAGUGGUAAAUGCAUUCUCCUCCGGCAUUGGGGGUGGUGGGUUUAUGAUCGUUCGUACGCCGAAGGGACAUGCAGAAAUCAUCGACUUCCGGGAGACGGCACCGGCGUCUGCGAAUGAAACGCUGUUCGUUCCCAACCCUAAACUCUCUCAGAUCGGCGGUUUGGGCGUGGGUGUCCCUGGGGAGAUCAGGGGCUUCGAGUUGGCACACAAGCGUUACGGGACGCUCCCUUGGGCUCGUUUGUUCGACCCAUCGAUCAAGCUGGCCCGUGAUGGAUUCCCCGUAACAACCGAGUUGGCCUACCGCCUCUCCGUCUCCCCCUGGAUUCUCAACAACACAAACUUCGCCGCCAUUUACGCACCCAAAGGUGCGCUUUUGAAGGAAGGAGAGGAGUUCAAGAAUCCGGUGCUUGCCAAGACCUUGGAGACAAUCGCGAAGAAGGGCGCGUCAGCGUACUACAAGGGUGACAUUGCUAAAGCCAUCGCAAAGGCCGUGCAACAAAACGGAGGGAUUAUUACCACUCGCGAUCUGGCCAACUACUCUGCAAAACUCCGCAAGCCCCUCAAAGGAUGGUACCAAGGACUUGAGAUCAUCACGCCGCCGCCCCCGUCGUCCGGGGCCAUUCUGCUGAGCGUUCUGAAUAUCGUAGAACGAUACAAUUUCGCAAAGGACGGUCUCACAGGCCUGAACCUUCACCGUCUCAUUGAGGCCUUCAAGUUCGGUUAUGCGCAGAGAACGGAGCUAGGCGAUCCUCAAUUCGUUAAGGACAUUGAGGCGCGCGUGAAAGAGUUCAUCGAUAAGGAGACGGCGGCCAACAUCCGUGCCAACAUUUCGGACACAAGGACGUUCGAGCCGGGAUACUACCGACCGAAGUAUGACGGGGAAGAGACCCCAGGAACGGCUCACAUCAGCGCAAUUGACCGGCACGGUCUAGCCGUCGGACUGACCUCGACCGUCAAUCUGAUCUUCGGAUCGCAAGUCCGCGAUAAUGUGACCGGCAUCAUCUUUAACAACGAGAUGGAUGAUUUCGCCACCCCCGGUGUACCGAAUGCGUUCGGGUUUCCGCCCUCGCCAAACAACCUUAUCCGGCCGGGCAAGCGCCCGUUGUCCAGCAUGGUUCCGACCAUCAUUUUGCGCGACGGUAAACUGGAGACGGUCGUCGGAGCCAGUGGCGGCUCGCGGAUCAUCACAGCUACCGCGCAAGCUAUCCUCGAUACAUACGAUUUCGGAGCGGAUGUUUUCAAAACUGUCGCGGAUCCUCGUGCUCACCACCAGCUCAUUCCCAACAUCGCCAACUUGGAUUUCGACUAUAGUAAGACUCUCGCGCAAGCUCUCCGCGACAGAGGGCACAACGUAACCUUCUCUGCAAACGGCGCAAGAACAUCAAACGUUCAAAUCGUGACGCUCUUUCCCAACGGCACGUAUGCCGCUGCUAGCGACCCUCGCAAGAAUGGCCAAGCAAGCGCCUACUAAGUUCAUCAAAACGCCCUCUCGAUCCGUUCCGUUGCUGACGCUCCUUCCUUCUCGCUGUCGCUUACGGGUAUUCCGCUUUGCUUCCGCCUUCACGAAUCACCACAUGUAUUAUACAGUAUGACCAUAAAUGUACAUCUUGCACAUGCAAACCGCCCACGAAUCAUAUAAAACCGAUUAAUCUGACUGGAUCAUCAC
Messenger RNA from Fimicolochytrium jonesii, 2281 nucleotides. Its product is annotated as gamma-glutamyltranspeptidase. Gene Ontology annotation, cellular component: plasma membrane. Lineage: Eukaryota; Fungi; Chytridiomycota; Chytridiomycetes; Spizellomycetales; Powellomycetaceae. Gene Ontology annotation, biological process: glutathione catabolic process. The transcript has 4 exons. The record is from RefSeq and is a predicted model, not a curated record. Gene Ontology annotation, molecular function: glutathione gamma-glutamate hydrolase. The coding region runs from base 329 to 2086 and encodes 585 amino acids.